UGUCCCCCCGCACGCCCGCCGCCUAGCUCUCUCUCUUCUGGCGCCUCCACGACCUGGGCUGCCGAUCCCGAUCCCCGAGCUCGAGCUGCCAGUUACCAGUCACCACUCACCACGUUCUGCAGCCGUGCCACCAGCUCGUAGCUCCCGCGGGGUUGCCGAGCGAUGAGCGACGGCGCGCGGAACACGCGCCGGUUCCUCGGCGCGUCCAGCAGCGGCGCCGGCAGCGCGAGCUACCGGGACGGCGGCGCCGGCGGCAUUGCGGCGGCGCGGCGGAGCAGCGACGUCAACGCGGGGAUCCUGGACGAGAAUGUCCUGGCGCUCGUGUUCCGGUCGAUCAACUUCGACCCCAAGGCGCUCUGCACCGUGGCCCGCGUCAGCCGCCGGCUGCGCGCCGUCGCGGAGCGCGUGCUGUGGCGGGAGCUCUGCAUCUCCCGGGCGCCGCGGAUGGUGGCCACGCUGACGGGGGUCGCGGUGGGCGGGGCGGCGCCCCCCGGGCGCAUUGUGGGCGGGUGGCCGGCGCUGGCGAAGCUGCUCCUCUUCUGCUGCGGCGCGGCGUCGGCGGCCGUGCCGGGCCACUUCACGGGGGUGUCCCGGUUCUCCAAGACCUCCGGGCGGAGCUUCCUGUCGCGGCGGUGCCGGGGCGACCUGCUGUACGUGUCGGACCCCUGCGAGCACGCCGCGCCGGGCGCCGCCGACGACGUGGGCGCCUACCGCGGCGUGUUCCGCGGGUUCAUGCGCUCCCGGACGCGGGCGUGCCUGGUGGGGCGGCGGGCCGCGCUGGAGACGCGCGUGCGCUGCCCCUACUGCGGCGCGCGCGUCUGGAGCAUGGUGGCCGCCGGGCUGGUGCCCCGCAGCGCGUGGCGCCGGCUGGGCGCCUACGAGGGCCGCCUCGAGUACUACGUCUGCGUCAGCGGCCACCUCCAUGGCAACUGCUGGCUCGCGCGCCUCACCUCCAGCGACGGCGACCACGACGGGGACUCGGAGGACGACGACGACGACGACGCGUCCACGGAAGGCCACAGCGACGACGGCCAUGCCGCGUCCUAGCUGCCGGCAUUCCAGGUCCACCACCACGUGUUCGACUGAUCGGUUGCAGCAGAGGCUAUUCGGUAGCAGGGAGUGUGGAGCACAGAUACUGUAGCAGAGGUCGGUGUCUAGCAGAGGUCGGUGUUGAUCCCGAUCCCAGGCUUGUGCCGGUGUGCGUGCGUCUUUGCGUUGGGGUUGCCAGCAACAGCCGGAUGCGUGCUCUGCUUUGUCUGGCGGCGGCUGGAAAUGGCACGAUGUCUACUGUUCCGGCGAGCAGUGCGCGCAGCUGGAUGGAGCCUUUUUUCGAUGUGAUGUGCAUCAUGUGCUGACCUCUGCUUUACUCGGUUGCUGGCCCCUGUUCUACCCUGCUCUGUUUUUCGCUUUCAAGCUGUCGUCGAGUGCUGACUCAAACGGGCGCUCGGGUCUCGUGGCCCUGGGCCCCGGCUGGCGAGGCAACA
Molecule: messenger RNA, 1484 nt
Organism: Panicum virgatum (switchgrass)
Lineage: Eukaryota; Viridiplantae; Streptophyta; Magnoliopsida; Poales; Poaceae
Product: EID1-like F-box protein 3
Exons: 1
Coding region: 163-1047 (294 amino acids)
Molecular function (GO): protein binding
Source: RefSeq, a predicted model, not a curated record